AUGGCUGCGGCGGCGAACCAGGCAGUGAUAAACAUGUGCGGGAAGGAAUUCCAACCUCCAGCUCGGGUGGGCAUCGACACGGGUUUGAUGGGCGCUGAUCCCGAGCGCCACGCCAUCGACGGGGCAGAGCUGGUGGAUGAGGUGCAGGACCAGGGCCGCCACCGCAUGGCACGCGGCCGAGAGCGGCAGGACCGUACCCCUUCUCCGAUGGCGAGGGUCCGCGUCGACGGCACCUCCGACGUGAUGCUGACAGAGUUCAGCGGCGUCGGCUGGGAAACCUGGGCCAUGCGCCGCCAACGGCAGGCGCAGAUCACCAUCCGCGUCCGGAGGCUGGUGCGCGCCGAGCGGAACCGCACCGUCACCAUGCUGGAGCGCCGCGUCUGCGGGCUGGUUUUCAAGAACCUCUGCAGGCAGCCCUUCGCCAAUCUGCCACUCGUGGGCGGGGAGUCCGCGGGGGGUAAGCUCACACGCGAGUAG
This is a messenger RNA of Prorocentrum cordatum, 477 nucleotides long. The record is from the annotation of a GenBank genome assembly. Lineage: Eukaryota; Dinophyceae; Prorocentrales; Prorocentraceae.